Molecule: messenger RNA, 1965 nt
Organism: Seriola aureovittata
Lineage: Eukaryota; Metazoa; Chordata; Actinopteri; Carangiformes; Carangidae
Product: transgelin-like
Exons: 5
Coding region: 163-768 (201 amino acids)
Molecular function (GO): protein binding
Source: RefSeq, a predicted model, not a curated record
AAGUCAUAUAUUUCAGACAAGAGUCUUUGCUGUAUUUAUACUGGCACUCCUGUACAGUGCACUCUGCACUGAGUUGUAAAGAAGAAGAAGAAGAGCGGGAACGCAGCAACACGAGCUCAAACCCACCUGUACUUACCUGAAAGCUACUACACAAAGAUCAGCAUGGCAAACAAAGGUCCUGCCUAUGGUCUGAGCCGUGAGGUUCAGAGCAAGAUUGAUAAGAAAUACGACCCGGAACUGGAGGAAAGGCUGGUGGACUGGAUCGUCGCCCAGUGUGAGCCUGGUGUGGGCCGACCUGAGCCAGGCAAGACUGGCUUCCAAAACUGGCUCAAGGAUGGAUGUGUGCUGUGUGAACUCAUCAACAGCCUGUGCGGAGCCAACAAGCUGGUCAAGACCAUCAAGACCUCCGGCAUGGCAUUUAAGCAGAUGGAGCAAAUCUCCAUGUUCCUCAAAGCUGCAGAAAGCUAUGGAGUCACCAAAACUGACAUGUUCCAGACUGUAGAUCUCUUUGAAGGCAAAGACCUGGCUGCCGUCCAGAGGACCCUGAUGGCUCUGGGUAGUUUGGCAGUCACAAAGGAUGAUGGGAAUUACAAAGGAGACCCCAACUGGUUCCAUAAGAAAGCCCAAGAGAACAGGAGAGACUUCUCAGAGGAACAGCUGAGCGAAGGCAGAAAUGUCAUCGGCCUGCAAAUGGGCACAAAUAAAGGAGCAUCUCAAGCCGGCAUGACAGGUUACGGAAGACCCAGGCAGAUUAUCAACAACCCCUGAAGCCAAGCAGUGCUUAAACGCUCCUCCAAUACCCUCCUCCUUCCGUCCUCUGAAAGGCCAGUCAGCGAGGAAGGAGAAACUCUUACUCUUACCUUGGCCAUUAGGUGGAAUGUGACCUGACUGCUCUCAAGACAAAACUGGACCAAAACAGGGACCAACAAGAACAUGUGCACAUACACAACACACACUCCAUGUUGAGGAAAACACAGAGAUAAAGACUUUUAAGUGAUUACACAAUUAGACAGAGAAUUUUACAUAGUAUUUUUACAGCAACACACUGCUAGGCCACCUUGUAAAUAAUAUUUUUUUCAUAAAGAAUCAUUCCAGAUGUUUUGCAUGUCUUAACUCACUACCUUAAAAUCAGAUGUUCUUUUUAUUUCAACCAUAAGAGUUUAGAUUUCUUAGCUUCCAGACAUCCACUGGUUCCAGUUCACUUCAGUACACUAUAAAAAUCAACAGGUAGUGACUUGUAACUCGCUUGAGAGAAGUAAUCCAUCACAUUCAACAUUAAGUUUCCUACAUUAAUGCAACAUGGUAAUGCAUUCAGGAACUCUCUUCAUAACUCUUCCUGCAUUCAAGGGCACUCUGACAUCUGAGAUUUUAGACUUUUUAAUGGAAGAAACAACCAAAUCCAUAUUUAUUUUUCAUGGUGCCCCUGUUUGUGUUUCGUCAAUCUCCCAGUUUUGCUCUUCUGACAGAGUAGCUGUCAAUUCUUGAACGUCAGGAUGUCCUUGAAUGCACCACGGAGGACAGUUUUGAAAAAGUUCCCUGCUCAUAUCUGCAGAACAACAGCAUAGCAUAACUGUAAUGUUGCGUUAACAAACAUGAAUGAUUAAGAGUAAACUGAGCAGAGUGUUCAGUGUGAUAGAUUACCUGUCUCAAGCAACUUUCAAGUCUGUGCUGAUUCAUUGAUUACUGGAAUGAACUGAAACAAGUGGCAGCCUGGAAGGUAGGACGUGUCUGGAGUGCUGUGGUUUACAAUAAUUUUAAGUACAUAAAUUGAAGUAUACAUAGAUCCACCUGUAUAAUUUAGAAAGUGAAUUGCCUAAAAAGUUUCAUGAAAAACAUAAAAUACAGUUGUGCGUGUUUUACCUACUUCAUAACACAGUCUGUUAACUAAUUUCUAAUCGAUGUUGGACCUUCUUUUUAGAGUUGAAUGGACGAUAUUGAAAUAAAGUUUGAUUUAACUGUAAAGAA